Molecule: messenger RNA, 663 nt
Organism: Cicer arietinum (chickpea)
Lineage: Eukaryota; Viridiplantae; Streptophyta; Magnoliopsida; Fabales; Fabaceae
Source: RefSeq, a predicted model, not a curated record
CACACAAUCAGUUAACUUUAUUUUAAGCCCAAAUAAAUCGAGAAAAGACAACACACAAACCUUUCAUUUCAUUCCAUUUCACCACACACAAAACACAAAUUCAACUCUUGCAAAAGAAAAAGUUGAAUAAUUAAAAAAAGAAGAAAUGAUUCCAGAAAGACAACAAGGUGGUGCAGGUGCACCUCACGGCAUUCUUCUGGCAGUUGUGGUAGCAAUAGUCGUCAUAGUUCCUUUCCUUCUCGGAGGAGAUCAAGGCGAAGCAAUCACCGAAGCUAUAUCGGACCUUCUAAGUCCACUCGGUCUUCUUCUUUUACCUAUCAUCCUUCUCCUCACUAUUCAGUUCCUCUCCUCCGAACGUGGAUCCUUCAUCUCAAGCAUUUUUUCCACCGGCGAACCUGACACCAUCCACCGUGUUAGUGGCUCACCCUUCGGCGUCGCACUUUUUCUCAUCCUCAUUCUUGUCCUUUUGUAUAACCGCGUUUCCAUAUUCGGCGGUGACGAUUCCGAUGACUGAAACUUUGCAAGUUUUCUAGAUCUGACUCGUUUUUUUGUUUUUUUUUUUCCUACACGCGAGCACGCUUUUUUUGUAUAUCCUGUCAGUUAUUUUUGUAAAAGAAAAAUUGAAGUAGUAUGUGAAUGGAAUUUGAUCAUUUUCCUUCUUUA